UUCUAUUUCGGGCUAGUUUUCGAGGGUUGGAUUCAGUCAGUGUUGGCGGGAGCUGAACGAUCUGGCCGCUUCUUGCUGUCUGGCCUGGGCUGGCGCUGGUGUAGGGGCUUCCAGGCAACCCUCCCCGCCUCCAGCCGGCAGAAUGCGGGUGGCUGUGGCCGGCUGCUGCCACGGCGAGCUGGACAAGAUCUAUGAGACGCUGGCGCUGGCGGAGAGGCGCGGCCCUGGGCCGAUAGAUCUUCUGCUGUGCUGCGGCGACUUCCAGGCGGUGCGCAACGAGGCCGACUUGCGUUGCAUGGCCGUCCCGCCCAAGUACCGCCACAUGCAGACCUUCUACAGGUAUUACUCUGGAGAGAAAAAGGCCCCAGUUCUCACAAUCUUCAUUGGGGGAAACCAUGAAGCCUCAAAUCAUUUGCAAGAGUUACCCUAUGGUGGCUGGGUGGCGCCAAACAUUUAUUAUUUAGGUUUGGCUGGUGUAGUAAAAUACCGAGGCAUAAGGAUUGGUGGCAUCUCUGGUAUCUUUAAAUCUCAUGACUAUCGAAAAGGUCAUUUUGAGUGCCCCCCUUAUAAUCCAGCUACAAUAAGGAGUAUAUAUCAUGUGAGAAAUAUUGAAGUCUAUAAAUUAAAACAGCUGAAGCAGCCUAUGGACAUAUUCUUAUCUCAUGAUUGGCCAAGAAAGAUCUAUCAUUAUGGAAAUAAGCAGCAGCUUCUGAAGACUAAAUCUUUUUUCCGACAAGAAGUGGAAAAUAACACAUUGGGAAGUCCUGCUGCCUCAGAGCUCUUAGAGCACUUCAAGCCUACGUACUGGUUUUCUGCACACCUUCAUGUGAAGUUUGCAGCCUUAAUGCAGCAUCAGGCCAAGGAUAAAGGACAGGCAGCCAAAGCAACCAAAUUUUUAGCCUUGGACAAAUGCUUACCACAUAGAGACUUUCUUCAGGUGAUAGAAAUAGAACAUGACCCCAGUGCUCCUGAGUACUUAGAGUAUGAUAUUGAAUGGCUCACUGUUCUCAGGGCUACUGAUGAUCUUAUUAAUGUGACUGAGCGUCUAUGGAAUAUGCCUGAAAAUAAUGGCCUGCAUGCAAGGUGGGAUUAUAGUGCAACAGAAGAAGCUAUGAACAAAGUAUUGGAAAUACUGAAUCAUGACCUCAAAGUUCCAUGUAACUUCAGCAUAACAGCUGCUUGUUAUGACCCUAGCAGGCCACAGACACAAAUGCAGUUGGUUCAUAGGAUCAGUCCUCAAACUACUGAAUUUUGUGCCCAACUUGGCAUCACUGACAUGAAUGUCAGGCUUCAGAAGGCCAAGGAGGAACAUCACUUAUGUGGUGAAUAUGAACAGCAAGAUGAUGUGGAGAGUAAUGACUCUGGAGAAGAUCAUAGUGAAUAUAACACAGAUACAUCUGCCCUGUCCUCUAUUAAUCCAGAUGAAAUAAUGUUAGAUGAAGAAGAGGAAGAUGAAGAUAGUAUUGUAAGUACGCAUAGUGACAUGAAUACACCAUCUGUAGAACCUUCUUCUGAUCAAGCUUCUGACUUCUCUGCAAGCUUUUCUGAUGUCAGGAUCUUGCCGGGUUCCAUGGUUGUAUCUUCUGAUGAUACAUUGGGUUCCCCAGAUGGCAGAGAGGGGAAACUUGGUGAGGCUCCAGAGUCAGGGGAUGGAAACGACUUAACCGAGUUGCCAUUGAAGAGGCUGAGUGAUGAACAUGAACCUGAACAAAGAAAGAAAAUUAAGAGGAGGAAUCAAGCCAUCUAUGCUGCAGUGGAUGAUGAUGAUGCAGCAUAAGACAAUUGAGUUGUCUCCGUAUUAUAUGUAGAUAUGUGAUUUUUGAGACUAUAUUUUUAGAGUUGGAUUUUUGACUGAAGAUUUAACUUUGUAAUAAUGAAGUUACUUAAGAGAAUUUUAGUUAGGUAUUGACUUUGUCUUUACUCCUUUGUAUAUUUCAGAUGAAAAUAUUAAAAUUUCAUAUAUUUACUUGAUCGAGUACCUUUUUUUGGAAGAUGGCUAUUAUUCACUUUCAUUUUUUUCAGGAAGCACUUAAUGAAUACCUACUUUCUACCAGGCACUCUUCUGUAGGAUGGCUCUAUAAAGAUGAGUAAGACAGGGAUUUUUACCUUCAAGGAGUUACUACCACUAUGAAUAUUUUGGUGUAUAAAAUAAGGCAUAUUUAAUAUUUUGUUUUGUGAAAUCAUUACUACGUGUGUAAUUUUGUAUGCUUUCUUUUUAUUUGUUAUAAAUAUUUUCCUGGUCUGCUCUUAAUGUCUGUCAAAUAUAAUUGAAAUUGAAGAUGGUAGAUAAGGUUUCAGGAAAU
Messenger RNA from Enhydra lutris kenyoni (northern sea otter), 2303 nucleotides. Its product is annotated as debranching RNA lariats 1. Gene Ontology annotation, cellular component: nucleus. Gene Ontology annotation, biological process: mRNA splicing, via spliceosome. The record is from RefSeq and is a predicted model, not a curated record. NCBI's taxonomy places the organism in Eukaryota, Metazoa, Chordata, Mammalia, Carnivora, Mustelidae. Bases 143 to 1777 code for a protein of 544 amino acids. Gene Ontology annotation, molecular function: RNA lariat debranching enzyme activity. The transcript has 8 exons.